Oncorhynchus masou masou (cherry salmon) is the source of this 7982-nucleotide messenger RNA. It is a transcript of the gene ablim2, whose product is annotated as actin binding LIM protein family, member 2. Gene Ontology annotation, cellular component: actin cytoskeleton. Gene Ontology annotation, biological process: cytoskeleton organization; lamellipodium assembly. Gene Ontology annotation, molecular function: actin filament binding. The record is from RefSeq and is a predicted model, not a curated record. Bases 617 to 2566 code for a protein of 649 amino acids. The transcript has 22 exons. Lineage: Eukaryota; Metazoa; Chordata; Actinopteri; Salmoniformes; Salmonidae.
GGAAAAGUACUAGCUAGUGCUCUCAUAACAUUCAUUUUGCAACGUUUUUUCCUCUCACUUCAAAAUCGAAGCAUAACGCGUCAGUUUUAUCAAGGAUAUUACACAUUUUAUUCAUUUACGCCAGGUUUUAUGUUGUUUUUAUUUUUUUGCAAAGCUUCGUUUUUGGCGUGUUCUCAUCUGGAAGGAACCUGUGCGUACGUACGAGAAGGUGUAUCCAUUAUGCGCGCCUCUGUGCAGUGGUCUGGUGUGGUAAACGCCCUGUGAGAGAUUUCUGAGAGGUGGUGUCAUCUUUUAGGGCCAGAAGAUUCUAUUUAUAUUAGAAAGCUGCAAUCCCUUAACUAUAACUCAGCCUGAGCUGCUUGUAAGCUACCCGAGAGAGGCUUUCGGGAAUCAUAUGACCUGCUGCAGCUCAUUCCAAAGAUACCGGAAAGGGCGCUCGCUCCCGCAGCUUUUGCGCUCUUUCAAACCACAGUCUUCGGAAAGGGGUACAUCUGGAAGAUGUACAACACCGCAGGACAACAGAAAGACGUUGAAUAUUAGGAUAAGAAAUACUGCUCUUUGUUUGUAACGGAUAUAUAUAUAUUACAGUUGAGAAGGGACACUGAUAGAGCAAAAAAUGCCGGAGGAAAAAGUAUUUCACCAGCAGGCUGUCCACAGCCCUCUGGAGCAGGGGAAGCAGGGGAAGCAGGGCAGCGGCGGCAGCAGCUCUGUCCCCUGUCAGAACUGUGGCAAGGCCUGCAAGGGAGAGGUGCUGCGCGUGCAGAAUAAACACUUCCACAUUAAGUGCUUCGUCUGCAAAGUGUGUGGCGUUGACCUGGCCCAGGGGGGGUUCUUUGUGCGUCAGGGGGAGUACAUCUGCACCCAGGACUACCAGCGGAUGUACGGCACGCGCUGCUUCAGCUGUGAGGAGUUCAUCGAGGGAGAGGUGGUGUCAGCGCUGGGAAAGACCUACCACCCACGCUGCUUCGUCUGCUUCACCUGCAAACAGCCGUUCCCUGCCGGUGACCGUGUGACAUUUAACGGUAAAGAGUGUGUCUGCCAAAACUGUACACAGCCCCAGUCUGCCAACAGCCCUGCUCCCAUACAGGCUGUCCACAACUGCUGUGGCUGUGGGAAGGAGUUUAAGAAUGAGCAGUCUCUUGUCGCGCUGGAUAAACACUGGCAUCUGGGCUGCUUCAAGUGUAAAGUGUGCAACAAGGUGCUCAACGCCGAGUACAUCAGCAAGGAUGGGAUCCCCUACUGCGAGGUGGACUACCAUGCCAUGUACGGCAUCCAGUGUGACAGCUGCAAGAAGUACAUCACCGGGAAAGUACUGGAGGCUGGGGAGAAACACUACCACCCGUCAUGUGCCCGCUGUGCCAGGUGUGAGCAGAUGUUUGGAGAGGGAGAGGAGAUGUACCUGCAAGGUAACUCCAUCUGGCAUCCUCCUUGCAGACAGGCAGCCAGACAGGAGGAGAAGAGUAAGAAGCAGGUCCGGAUACAGGUCAAUGACGUCCCUGAGCAGCAGGUGAGCAGGACAUCCUCUGAGAGCAUCACCUCUGUCCCAGCCUCCAGUGCGUCUGGCUCUCCGAACAGGGUCAUCUAUGCCAAACUAGGAGAUGAGAUGCUGGACUACAAAGACCUUGCUGCUCUGCCAAAGAUCAAGGCGAUCUACAACAUCGACCGGCCAGACAUGCUCUCCUACAGUCCCUACGUCAGCUACCCCUCAGAGGAACGACACUACGGAGAGGGUGACGGAGAGAAGUCUCCUCGUCAGAGGAGGCCCUCCAGCCCCAGCUCCAACAGCUCCCUGGGGAAGUAUGGAGGGUACACCCCUUCUCGCUCCCCCCAGAACUACAGCAGGCCGGGCCUCAAACAGGACCCCCUACUACCACCUGAAUCUCAACCUAAGACGUCCCUGCAUCUCAAUUUACCUCCUCACGGUCACGGUAGUGAAAGUGGUCGGAGUACCCCCAGUUUGUCCACGUAUUCCGAUGGCAAAUCUCCCUCCUUCACCUAUGUGGCUACUCCCAGGCAUUUCCACGUACCAGAGACUAAGGUCAAGAUAGAUAAUAUCUAUAGAAAACCCCCUAUCUACAGACAGCAUGCCUCUAGAACUUCCUGGCAAGAAGGAGACGACAUCAAGACAAGGACCAGUUGGAUGAUCUUGAAGAGUGAAAUAGACGGCGAGCCCCUCCCAGAGUACCUGCUGGACCCCAGGAAGUCUACCUGCAGCCUGCCCACUGACACCUCCCGGACCAACUUCCCAUACAAUAAGUGUGCUUCCCUGCCAGGAUAUGGAAGGAAUGGCAUAUACAAGGUUGCCGACCAUGUUGAGGUUGACCCAGACCAGCAGGACUCCCACAGCUGGGGAGGAAUGAGAGAGUACAAGGUGUAUCCCUAUGAGGUGCUGUCUGUGACCCACAGGGUGAGGGUGAAGCUACCCAGAGAUGUGGACCGUACCAGACUGGAGAGACACCUCUCCCCAGAGGACUUCCACCAUGUGUUUGGGAUGACCCUGAAUCAGUUUGACCGCAUGGCUCUGUGGAAGAAGAACGACAUGAAAAAGAAGGCACGCCUUUUCUAAAGCCAAGCAGGAGAACGGGAGAAAAAUCAUUAUAACAUCUCCAGUCUACAACGUCUGUCCUGUCUGGAAGAAAGAAAAAAACAUCUGAAAUAAUCUACAUAUGCACCGUUACGUUACAACUGAGAAACAUCUAAUCGCAGACAGAACGAGGAGUGGUGGGAGUACCCAAUGGAAAUGGUUUCACAAUGUCGCUGUAACAUCCAACGUUGAGGCGAUGUUCGUCACCUAUAGCUUUUGUAUGCGAGUGGUCUGAAUGUUACUGUGAUCACCUUUAAGGGAGGUAAGGGAGAUGCAUUUACAUGGUCCGUCACACCACUCCUCCUCCAAUCCUCUUCUCCUCUCAUCCCUCUAUGCGAGUUCUGCAUCCCGCUCUCGCUUCCUCUGCAAAAAAAGAGAAAUAGCAGCUUUUCUAAAAAUUCAUGUGCUUUUUUCUCUUUGUUUCUGUGUUUCUCACUGGUUUCAUGUGUGUUCCUUUUACUGUGUUUUCCCCUCUUUUAUCGUUCCUUUCACUGUUUUUAUAAGGUCUCACUCUCUUUCCUUAUCUACCGUGUCUUGUUUAACAUCUCUCUCUCUUUUUUUUUCUCUCUCUCUUGUUUCUCUCUCUCCUCUCUCUCUCAACCCACCUCUCCUUACUUCUCCUCUCUACUCUCUCUCUGCUCUUUCUCUCAUCCCACCUCUCCUUACCUCUCCUCUCUACUCUCUCUCUCCUCUCUCUCUCAACCCACCUCUCCUUACCUCUCCUCUCUACUCUCUCUCUCCUCUCUCUCUCAUCCCACCUCUCCUCACCUCUCCUCUCUACUCUCUCUCUGCUCUCUCUCUCAACCCACCUCUCCUUACCUCUCCUCUCUACUCUCUCUCUGCUCUUUCUCUCAUCCCACCUCUCCUUACCUCUCCUCUCUACUCUCUCUCUCUCCUCUCUCAUCCCACCUCUCCUCAUCUCUCCUCUCUACUCUCUCUCUCCUCUCUCUCUCAUCCCACCUCUCCUCACCUCUCCUCUCUACUCUCUCUCUCUGCUCUCUCUUUCAACCCACCUCUCCUCACCUCACCUCUCCUCUCUACUCUCUCUCCCCUGUCUCUCUCAACCCACCUCUCCUUACCUCUCCUCUCUACUCUCUCUCUGCUCUCUCUCUCAACCCACCUCUCCUCACCUCACCUCUCCUCUCUACUCUCUCUCCCCUCUCUCUCUCAACCUACCUCUCCUUACCUCUCCUCUCUACUCUCUCUCUGCUCUCUCUCUCAACCCACCACUCCUCACCUCACCUCUCUACUCUCUCUCCCCUCUCUCUCUCAACCCACCUCUCAUUACCUCUCCUCUCUACUCUCUAUCUCUGCUCUCUCUCAUCCCACCUCUCCUUACCUCUCUCUCUCCUCUCUUUCUCAACCCACCUCUCCUUACCUCUCCUCUCUACUCUCUCUCUGCUCUCUCUCUCAACCCACCUCUCCUUACAUCUCCUCUUACAAUUUUUUCACUCCAUCUCUUUUGCUUUCCUUCAUUUCCAUUCCUUAUCCUCCCUUUCCCCACUGUAGCCUGUUCUAGCCUCUAACCCACCACAGAUCUCCUAUCUGAACAACAGAUGUAUCAUUUUACAGCAGUGGAGGGCAUGGCUACUCAAUAUACUGCUGCAUGACAAGGCCAAAGACAGGGAUAAGAAACUACUACAGUUUGACUUCAGAAAACGUCAAAGCACCUUACUAUAUAUGUUUUUGUUUUCUCUUCAUAAAAAUGUAGAGAAAUCUUAAAUAAAGAUAGGAAAAUAUGUUUUACGUUGGUAGUUUAUUUGAUAGCUGUGAUUUGUUACAACAAGCCACUCGUCAAUCAGUGAAGAUAGGAGAGUUGAGGUUGGAUCAGGGACAGCAGCGAGAAUCAUGGGCACUGGCUCUAGCAUUGGCACCACUGACACCCACAGCAGAUGCGUGGAGCAACAGGUUCUUUCAAGUCACGUUGUCAAACACCGCAUUGCCAGACACUUUUACGUACAUGCCCUCCCAUCAACAAAAAACAAAAUUAUUUUUGUAAGCUAUUUUUGACUUGUGGAAUCAUUGUCAGAUGUUUCUAUGGAUGCUUUCAGAUCGUUUUCAGAUGAGUUAAGACACCUAUGAUGCCACACUAUCUUAACACAGACCUGCAGCAGCACUGAAGCAUAACGAGUUCAGUUUUGCUUAAUUAAUUAACAAUGAGCUUUAUCUAGACCUUCUGUGAUAGACAAUUAACCCUUUCUAUGUUUGUUCUUUGUAACCCAUCAACGGUCACACGCAGUGUGUAGUGGAAAUACAUGCAUUGGCUUUGCUUCGUCUCCGGAAGCUCAACCAAUCAUUCAACUGUGAGCAGUAUGGGACACAUACUGUGUAUAUUUGUGUCAGAGUUUGUUAUGCAAGCCAAGGUAUAUGUUAGCGUUAGCACAUGUAUAUGAGAGAUUGUUGAGGUUCAUCUACAAUGGAAAUGCAUGAAAGCGUGUGCUUGUUUUCUUGAUGUUGUUGAUCAUUUUGUUCAUUUUUUGACACACACAACACCACUUUUGUCCGAUGAAAAGCCCAAUUCAGCUGCUUUAAUGUUCAAAAUGUAUUUAUAGACAUUUCAAGGGAGGAUGUGGAUGGUAUCUUUAAAUCUAAUGGGAAGGUUUAGUGGCAAAAAUACAGGCAAUCUGAUUUCAUAUCAAAUUUAAUUUAGCUCCUUCUGUAAGUAAGACUACAUAAAAGCUCAUGUCUUCUGUCUGAUUUCUAAUGUCAAUCUGCAAUUAAAGUGCUUUAUCGAAACAAAAGGAGACCACAGCAAAUUGAAGUGCUUGAGUGUGCCUCGUUGAAUGUGAAUGGAGAUAAAAUCUCGUGUCAGCUUUAUCGAACUAUGGUUUAUAAAGUUGAGUUUGGAAGAGUGAUUUGUGUAUGAAUGCGUGUGUAGUUAAGUUGUACAGUUAGUUUAAAUCAAAUAAUAAAUCAAAUAAAAAAAUGUAUGCACGCAUGACCGUAAAUCGAUUGGAUAAAAGUGUCAGCUUGAUGGCAUAUUACCAUGAAUACAGUUCAAACCAGACUCUGAUUGGUUAAAAGUGUCAGCUAGAUGGCAUAUUACCAUGAAUACAGUUCAAACCAGACUCUGAUUGGUUAAAAGUGUCAGCUUGAUGGCAUAUUACCAUGAUUACAGUUCAAACCAGACUCUGAUUGGAUAAAAGUGUCAGCUAGAUGGCAAAUUACCAUGAAUACAGUUCAAACCAGACUCUGAUUGGUUAAAAGUGUCAGCUAGAUGGCAUAUUACCAUGAAUACAGUUCAAACCAGUCUCUGAUUGGAUAAAAGUGUCAGCUAGAUGGCAUAUUACCAUGAAUACAGUUCAAACCAGUCUCUGAUUGGUUAAAAGUGUCAGCUAGAUGGCAUAUUACCAUGAAUGCAGUUCAAACCAGACUCUGAUUGGAUAAAAGUGUCAGCUAAAUGGCAUAUUACCAUGAAUACAGUUCAAACCAGACUCUGAUUGGUUAAAAGUCAAAUGACCUUUGGGGUUUGUUGACCCUCUGGCAAAGUGGCUCACCGUUGCAACAUUAUUGUAACAUUGAAAGAAUGUUGAUGUAACGUUAUCAAUGGUGCGAAGGGUUUUCCCAACAUGGAGGGCUGUUGGGAAAGACUGUGUUUGUUGUCUUAUUUGAACAGCUGUGGAAACCAUAGUGUUCCCUGGAAGGCCGAAACUAAGGACCACAUAUCCAGACAGGUCUGAGCUCCGAACUUGCCCUUAGAUACAGGUCUAGGAUCGGAUUUAAUUCUCCAAAUCCUAACCUUAACCAUUAGGGGGGAAAUGCAAAACUGUCCGUAGAUCAGUCAGUGUCUUAGGGGCAAGUUCAGGCCAGAUCAGCAGAGCUCAGAUAGACCAGAUAGUUCAAGCUAGGCCAGAUUGCACAACCAGAGCCCGUUUCAUCAUCUCUUUAGACAAACAGGCCUUCCACGCGGCGUAAACAGCAGCGAGUCUCCCUCACAUCUUGGUCAAUAUAGUGUUGGAUUCACAACUUUACAGUACAGGACAUCAGAGCAAGCUGCCCAUAGAUGCAAUCGGAUUUAUUGUUGUUCUGCCUUUAAUAUAGAUACAUAAUAUGACUUAACAUCUUGUCAAUGAGUGACUACCCAUGUUUUUGCUUGUUUGAUUGUAAUUAAAGGUAUUUAUGAAUACAUACCGGUGUACCCAUUGUGCGACAACAGUCGCAGAAAAGUGGCUACUUUUUGUUGUUGUAGAAUGUCCCUUUUUUAAUAUUGCAUUGACCCAAAUGUUAUGGGAAUGAUUAGUCUUUAUCAAAUAGGAUUUGAUUCCUUCUUUUAACUUAAUGUCUCAGUUGAACCCAAAGCCUCCUCUCUCCAAGCCACAAUUAGAAGGACGUUGGCGUUGGCGUUUUGCAAAGUGAAGAAUUAUGUUCAAAUGAAUUUGGUUCUGUCAUCGUUUAUUUUGCAUUGUCUGUGUAAACCAUUAAGAUCUUACUAAAUAAGUACUCUAAUUCCUAAUUAUAUGGCGUGGACAUACAAAGAACUGUGUAACCAAUGGAUACCACAUGCUGUGAUUUUAUGUAUACUGAACAAAAAUAUAAACGCAACACGCAACAAUUUCAAAGAUUUUACUGAGUUUCAGUUCAUAGAAGGAAAUCAGUCAAUUUAAAUAAAUUCAUUAGGCCCUAAUAAAUGGAUUUCUCGGGAGCCAGGCCCAGCCAAUCAGAAUGAGUUUUUCCCCCACAAAAGGGCUUUAUUACCAACAAAAAUACUCCUCAGCACCACGUCAGACGAUCACGCAGGUAAAGAAGCUGGAUGUGGAGGUCCUGGGGUAACGUGGUUACAUGUGGUCUGCGGUUUUGAGGCCAGUUGGACAUACUGCCAAAUUCUCUAAUAUGACGUUGGAGGCGGCUUAUGGUAGAGAAAUGAACAUUCAACAACUGGACAUUCCUGCCAAUUGCACACUCCCUCAAAACUGUGUUGUGACAUCUGUGUUGUGUGACAAAACUGCACAUUUUAGAGUGGCCUUUUAUUGUCCCCAGCCCAGGGUGCACCUGUGUAAUGAUCAUGCCGUUUUAUCAGCUUCUUAAUAUUCCACACCUGUCAGGUGGAUGGAUUAUCUUGGCAAAGGAGAAAUGCGCACUAACAAGGAUGUAAACAAAUUUGUGCUCAAUUUUAGAGAGGGAAAAAAAAGCUUUUUGUGCGUAUGGAACAUUUCUCAGAUCUUUUAUUUCAGCUCAUGAAACAUGGGACCAACAAUUUACAUAUUGCGUUUACAUUUUUGUUCAGCGUAGUUGUGGCUCAGUGGAGGACGAUAAGAGGAUGGCGAAAUGGGUUGAAAUUAUUAUUACUCUGUAACUAAGCCUUUUGUUUAGCUUUUGUUGAGUUUUUUUCUUAUUUUACUUCACUGGUUUGCAAGAAAUACUGAUGUCCAUCUUUAAAUAAAUGUUUAAUUCAGUACCA